Messenger RNA from Aegilops tauschii subsp. strangulata, 1550 nucleotides. Its product is annotated as biotin--protein ligase 2. Gene Ontology annotation, molecular function: biotin--[biotin carboxyl-carrier protein] ligase activity. Lineage: Eukaryota; Viridiplantae; Streptophyta; Magnoliopsida; Poales; Poaceae. Gene Ontology annotation, cellular component: cytoplasm. The record is from RefSeq and is a predicted model, not a curated record. Gene Ontology annotation, biological process: protein modification process.
UUGUAUUUUACCUGUCCGUCACCCGUAGGCAGCAGGUACAACAGCCUCAGCUGUCUGUUCUCUGAAUAAAGUGGCGGCGGAGGAAACAAAGAACGACGACACCAGAGGGCACCCGACAUGCCGUUCCCCACGCGCCUCCCGCCGCCGGCCACCGCCGCGGCCGCUACCGCCGCAGCCGUGCUCGCGGCCGUCGCACUGCGCCGGUACCUCUCCUCCCGCUCCCGCGCGGCCGCGGCCGCGCAUAGCACCAGCGGUGCCCCAGCCGCCACCACGUUCCUCGUGCUCUCCGGCAAGUCCCCCCAGGACCAGCAGUUCCUCGCCUCCGCCGCCGGCGAGCUCUCUCUCGCGGAGGAGGGCGGGGGCGAGCUCGCCGUCUCCCUCGCGCUCGACGCCAGCGGGGACGCGGGCUUCGACGCGGCCGCCUAUAUGGGCGCGCUCCAGGCGCGGCGCUUCGGGAGGUGGAUGCUCUGGUCGCCGCGGAUGGCAUCCACGCACGACCUCGUAACGCAGAACUUCGCCAAACUUCCGGUGGGCGUCGUGUGCGCCACAGACGUGCAGUUCAAAGGCAGAGGAAGAUCAAAGAAUGUGUGGGAAUCACCUCCAGGUUGUCUCAUGUUCUCGUUUACAUCACAGAUGAAUGAUGCCCGGAAGCUUCCCCUUAUGCAAUAUGUCGUUUGCCUUGCCAUGACCGAAGCCAUCAAAGAUUUGUGUUGUGCUAAGGGACUUCCAGAGCUAGAUGUAAGGAUAAAGUGGCCUAAUGAUCUAUAUCUGAAGGGGUUAAAAGUUGGUGGCAUUCUUUGUACCUCAUCAUAUGAGCCGAAAGUCUACAAUAUUUGCACUGGUAUUGGUUUAAAUGUCGACAAUGAAAAGCCUACUACAUGUUUGAAUGCUGCACUCCAAGAACUAAAGGCUAAUUCACCCAGACUUAAACGAGAAGACAUACUAGCAUCAUUCUUCAACAAAUUUGAAGUUCUUUUUGAUAUUUUCUCAAAUCAAGGAUUCCAGGCCCUCGAGGAGCAAUACUACAACUCAUGGCUUCACAGUGGCCAAAGAGUCGUCGUACAGGAUGCGCAUGAAGGCCAGUCUGUGAACAGCGUGGUCACGAUCAAGGGGCUAACACCAAGUGGCUACUUAUAUGCUGUUGGUGAGGACGGCAAGAGCUAUGAGCUGCACCCUGAUGGUAACAGCUUUGAUUUCUUCACAGGAUUGGUGAGGAGAAAGAUAGAUGCAUAGUACGUUGUCAGUAUCUGGGCUCCAGUGUAUACUACGAACACAGAGACUGCCUGUUCAAAUACAAUGCCAUCGACGGGAUCUCGCGGGGCAUGAAGAAAACAUGAGCCCUGGCCUGGAGACUGAAGCACGGGACUUGGCUGAACCUGAAUUAGCAUGGACCAACAAAUCAGGAGCAAACCACGUGAAAGAACCGCAGGAAAAGGGCAGUGUCUCUGAAGACAGUCCAAGGCUAUUUUGUAACUAGUUUGAAAACAGUGUGCUCUGUAUACUUGUGUUUCUGUAACAAGUGCUGAGUCUGUGAGUUACUGUAAAAAUAA